AUGACUUUUGCAAAGUCAAUUCGACUAUUCCGUCCCCGUUCAUUCAUCCCACAAGCUCGAGCGAUGCAUAUCCAGUCGAUUCCGAUGUGGACGGGGAAGGGCAAUAAUUAUGCCUACCUAGUGACAGACGAGCCGACUAAGCAAUCAGUCAUCAUUGACCCAGCGAAUCCCCCAGAGGUGGCUCCUGAACUGAAGUCGCAGAUUAGCGCUGGCAAGAUUGAUUUGACUGCCAUUGUAAAUACUCACCACCACUGGGACCAUGCUGGGGGCAAUGAUAAGAUGCUGAGAGAGUUCGGCAAGCUUCCCGUGAUUGGAGGCUCAAAUUGCCAGUCCGUUACCAGGACCCCGGCAGAUGGCGAGACCUUUAAGAUUGGAGAGCGCAUCUCUGUCAAGGCCCUGUAUACCCCUUGCCAUACCCAGGAUAGUAUCUGCUAUUACAUGCAAGAUGGCGACCAGCGGGUUGUGUUCACCGGCGACACCUUGUUUAUUGGCGGAUGCGGUCGCUUCUUUGAAGGCAACGCCGCGGAGAUGCACAAGGCAUUAAACGAGACAUUGGCAGCUUUACCAGACGACACCAAGGUUUAUCCCGGUCACGAGUACACUAAGGCAAACGUCAAGUUUUGCAUUGCGGUGUCCCAGUCGGAGCCAAUUAAGAAGCUUCAAGCUUUUGCCGAGGCGAACGAGCAGACCCAGGGCAAGUUCACUAUCGGAGACGAAAAGCUUCACAACGUGUUUAUGCGCGUCAAUGACCCCGCGAUCCAGAAAGCGACAGGCAAGACCGAUCCAGUAGAUGUGAUGGCUGCUCUGAGAGAGAUGAAGAAUGCCAUGUACCGCGGAGGGGCCAGUGAUACGGAGCCACAGAACCAGCUGGAGGUCGUCUUCUACCCUGAUUCCAGCCACCGCCGCAAAUCCUCCUUGGUGACGAUGGAGAAACCCGGAAUCAAAAACCACGACCCACAGGAUAGGACGACAGCUUGCUAUGUGCAUUCCCUUAUUGGGGGGGAAUGGGCAGCGCCUUUUCCAAAAUCUGCCGAUCAGGAAGAUGUGAUCCAUACGAUGAGUGACGAUGAGCCCAUCGUCAACCCAAAGAUCCUUGGCGAUGAUAACACAGUCGCUGUUGUCGACGGUGAUAACAAAACACUUAAAGUCGAGCCCACGAUCAUUCAAUCGCGUCAUCUGACCAAGCGCCAGCUGUCCGAUAUGGCUUGGAAUGUACGGAAGCUCUCGAAGAAGCUGGGAAGCAUAAAACUUAGACUGACGGUCAAGAAUGUCUUCAUCGUGAGCAAGACACAUGAUGAGUCCUUGGUGAGCUUGACCAGAAAAGUGACUCGCUGGUUACUCUCCAAGGACCGUGAUUCGCCGUACACAGUCUACGUGGAGCGCCGCAUGGAAACCCAUCCGGACUUUGGAACUUUGCAGCUACUGCAGGAUGAACCAUCGGCCAAAGGUCGGCUUCAGUUCUGGGAUCCUAAGCUCGCGCAGGAGCAGCCCCAUCUAUUUGAUUUUGUGAUCACCCUCGGUGGAGAUGGAACGGUUCUUUAUACGAGCUGGCUAUUCCAGCGUAUUGUCCCGCCCGUUUUGUCAUUUGCGCUUGGUUCAUUAGGCUUCUUGACCAACUUUGACUUUUCAGAUCAUAAGAAUAUCCUGGAAAACGCUUUCCGAGAUGGCGUGGUUGUGAGUCUUCGGUUGCGAUUCGAGUGCACGAUUAUGAGAAGCAAGGCGCGGUUGAAAGAUCCGCAUAGUCGAACGUUGCCGGAUCGCGAUUUGGUGGAGGAAUUGAUCGGCGAGGAAGGGGAGGAUACAUUGACACAUACUCCGGAUCGAGUAUAUGAGAUUUUGAACGAUGUCGUUCUGGACCGUGGACCUAAUCCAACCAUGUCUCAAAUCGAACUGUUUGGCGAUGACGAACAUUUCACUACUCUGUUAGCCGAUGGAAUCUGCAUUGCUACCCCGACAGGGUCAACAGCCUACAACCUCGCCGCUGGAGGAUCGCUUUCGCACCCUGAGAAUCCAGUGAUCUUGGUAACGGCCAUUUGCGCCCACACCCUUUCAUUCCGGCCAAUUAUCCUCCCUGAUACGAUUGUGUUGCGCAUGGGUGUUCCCUACGAUGCGCGAACCAGUUCAUGGGCUAGUUUCGAUGGCCGGGAGAGGGUAGAGUUGCAUCCAGGCGACUAUGUCACGGUGUCGGCGUCGAGAUACCCGUUUGCCAGUGUGUUGCCUCAGGAUCGACAUGGCGAAGACUGGGUGCACAGCAUCUCUAAAACGCUGAAUUGGAACUCCCGUACGAAACAGAAGAGUCUCAAAUAA
Messenger RNA from Penicillium odoratum, 2307 nucleotides. Its product is annotated as putative NAD+ kinase. Gene Ontology annotation, biological process: NADP+ biosynthetic process; NAD+ metabolic process. Lineage: Eukaryota; Fungi; Ascomycota; Eurotiomycetes; Eurotiales; Aspergillaceae. The coding region runs from base 1 to 2307 and encodes 768 amino acids. The record is from RefSeq and is a predicted model, not a curated record. Gene Ontology annotation, molecular function: NAD+ kinase activity. The transcript has 12 exons.